AUGGCUACUGUCGCGACAGCCUCGAGCAGCAGCGACCUGCCUCGCACGGCCAAGGGCCUCACCGCCGAGCUCAAUUACGUCCGCUACGAACACCGUUUGGAAGAGCAGUACCUGCCCGCCAUCCGGGCCCUCAUUUCCAAGGACCUGAGCGAGCCCUACAGCAUCUAUGUCUACCGCUACUUCCUCUAUCAAUGGGGCCAUCUGUGCUUCAUGGCCCUCGACCCCUUCGACUCGUCCCUCAUCGGCGUGAUUAUCUGCAAGCUCGAACCCCAUUCUGUCCACAGUGCUCCCACCAACCGAGGCUACAUCGCCAUGCUUGCUGUGGCAGCACCAUGCAGAGGCCGCGGCGUGGCCACCUCGCUCGUCAAGAUGGCCAUUGACGCCAUGGCGAGCCGGAACGCCGACGAGAUCGUGCUGGAGACGGAGGAGACCAACGUGUCCGCGAUGCGACUGUACGAGAGGCUAGGGUUUCUGCGCUCUAAGAAGCUGCACCGCUAUUACCUCAACGGCAACAGCGCGUACCGUUUGGUCUUGCUCUUGAAGCCCAUAGAUCCUGACGGCCCCGCGGAUCUGGCCCUCGAGGAGCAUGAGAGGGGAACAUUCACCGUAUGA
Thyridium curvatum is the source of this 612-nucleotide messenger RNA. RefSeq lists its product as uncharacterized. Gene Ontology annotation, cellular component: NatC complex. Bases 1 to 612 code for a protein of 203 amino acids. Gene Ontology annotation, molecular function: protein-N-terminal amino-acid acetyltransferase activity. The record is from RefSeq and is a predicted model, not a curated record. NCBI's taxonomy places the organism in Eukaryota, Fungi, Ascomycota, Sordariomycetes, Thyridiales, Thyridiaceae. The transcript is spliced from 2 exons. Gene Ontology annotation, biological process: N-terminal peptidyl-methionine acetylation.